Molecule: messenger RNA, 1405 nt
Organism: Vitrella brassicaformis
Lineage: Eukaryota; Vitrellaceae
Source: the annotation of a GenBank genome assembly
CUCGAGCGACACAGCACGCGUGGAAAAUGGGACGAUGUCAGGUCGUCUGAGAACGAUGCGCCUCAUCAUCGACUUGUUCAUUCUGGGAACUGCCGGCGCUGCGUUCAUUUCGCGGCAUCUCGCCACAGGACUACUCGCCAGACGCUCGCCCAGACACGUCACUGCGCGGCGGACGCUGCACGUAAGAGCAACCAGACAGAACAGAAACGUGGCGCCAGCUGACUGUCCUGUGGUGUCGUUACUUGCGGCAGGAUGACCAAGAAGAGCGGCCGUGGUAUUUGGUGGAUCGGGAGGCGCGGGUUUUCAUCGGUGAAGUGCAGUGCGGGCUUGGCUACGAUGCCCAAUGGAUACAUCCUGUACACCCGCCGCUGAUUCUCUACGCGAUUGGCUGGCCGGAUGAUUGGUCUCGGUUGAAGGAAAAGUACUCGAGCCACCUGAUCCAGACAAGCCCCGGUGACGAGGACGAGAUGACGAGUCUUGUGGCACACAAGGGCUUCGACAUGAGGACCAUCAAGGACGAUUGGAACUCUGGCCGGCUGCAGGAGCAGAUUGAGUUGAUGAUGCUGAUGAAGAAAAAGAUGAGGGGAUGGGCCUACAACACGGAGAGGGGCGGAGGGCAGUGGGAAUACGAGAAUAUGGACAUCCAAGCGGCGUGCUUUAUCACUGGAGGACCGGAGGUCUUCAAUUUUCCAUGGGGAGAGGAGGCCUUGAAUAUCACAUGGGGAGAGGAGGCCUUCGAUAUCACAUUGGGAGAGGAGGCCUUCAAGAGGUGGAUCGGCAACAAGGCUGAGGACGAGGCAAUGAAUGAGGCGCUCCAGUACCUAAGCGACAUGAACGUCUCCCUUUUCUACUACAGCAGCAGCCUGCUGGGCAUGAGCACCUAUAUGCAGACUGGGGCAAGUCUAAAGAAAAGGCUGAAUGAGACCGGCCGGCAGAGAGACGAGUAUGAGCAGUGGGUUGCUGAGAGGUCAACGACCGAUGACUUUCAGCAGUGGCGCGCCGAGAGAGCUAAGAGAAGAAAGAGAGAGCGCGAGGAGUUGGACGAGAGAGCAGAGAAAGUGAUGGCCGUUCAGUCAAUGUCAGGAACUGGGGCAGAGAAGGCGGCAUUGAAGGAGCUGCGCCGCUGGGAACGGGCAGCGGAAGAAGAGGCGGAAAAGAAGAAAAAGAAGCAACAGGUACAACAGGCAGCGAAAGCGGUGGAGAAAGAGGAAGAGCUCCGAGUGCAGGAGAUCAGAGAGCUACGUGAGGAGCUAAUAAAUGCCAGGAGGAGUUUCACUGUCCUUAAGGUUGUAGUGGGGUGUGCUCAGCGCAUUGAUAACUGGUUCCACUAGAGUGUGCUCGGCACACCGAUGACUGGUUGUAGUUGGUUAUCGGUUAUUGUGUUUAGCACUAAGUGCCUUCUCAC